AUGGCACAAGAAGAAGGAUCAGGAAACCGCAGCCUCUUGCGCAGGUUGAUUGAAGCCGUGCUUGAUCGCAAUGAGCAAAAGUUUCCCCCCAUGAUGGCCCACGCGACUGCUGCCCAGGCAAGGAACAAUGCCGACCUUGAGGCAGGGAAGCAGUGGAACACCGCGAGAAGCGAUCCUGAGGCUCUCAUCCCGACGAACGACAAGCUUCUCAUCUUCCGUGCUUUGACUGGCAUCGACAGCGUCCCAGCCCUCACCCAAGGCGGGCAUCUCCUCCGUAGCGCACCUAACGUGGGUAUCUACACUCGUGUCGUUCGCAACGAGGGCACGGCCAAACGCGCCUAUACCAUCUUCAACUGGCUCAUCAACAUUUGUCUGAGUAUCCAGAUUGUUGUGGCCGCAGCUGUCACUGCCGUCGGUGCAGCCAGCGGCCCUCACGCCGCCGUCACUGCCUUCGGUGCCAUCAACACGAUCAUGGCUGGUAUCUUGACCUAUCUGCGUGGUACCGGUCUGCCAGACACCAUGAAGGCCUACGAGAACAAGUGGAAGCGUAUCCGUGAAUACAUCGAGCAACGGGAACGUGAAUUCUGUUUGGUGGGAUGCGACCUUGAUGUGCAAGAAGAAGUGUUUAUCGUGGAAAGCAUGUACCAAAGCCUCAGAGCGGAAAUGGAGACAUCGCGCAACAGCGGCGACACCAAGGCCGUGCAGCCGGAUGACCCUCGCAUUCGUCGCUCGCUUCUCCCAGCCCACAACGAGCUCAGUGGCCACCAUCCGGAUCAGACCAUCACCAGGCGCUCAGAAGCUCUCUCUCCCAGCGGCACGUCGCACAUCCGCGACGAAAGGGAAGCACCUGUCAGCCCGGUUGCUAUCCCGGAACGCGUCCUGGAUAAGCAAUAG
Molecule: messenger RNA, 894 nt
Organism: Penicillium chermesinum
Lineage: Eukaryota; Fungi; Ascomycota; Eurotiomycetes; Eurotiales; Aspergillaceae
Exons: 1
Coding region: 1-894 (297 amino acids)
Source: RefSeq, a predicted model, not a curated record